UUGCUGGCUUUGUGGGGGAGGCGGAUCGCCGUGUCCAAUGUUUCUCCACAGAGCUGACUCGAACCUUUCUCCUCGAUCAGAUCGGGUCCCUCUGAGAUAGCUAAGAGUCUCUUUUCUUCUCCCGGAGAGGAGCAGGACCAAGGAUGAUCCACACCAUGGAGUGCGCAUCGGACGCGCAGACCCUGAUCUCCAUCUCUCUAAUGAAGAUCCACAACUCCAGGACGCAGAGAGGAGGCAUUAAGCUGCACAAAAACCUGCUGGUCUCCUAUGUGCUGCGGAACGCCAGGCAGGUCUACAUCAAGGAGAAGUAUGCUGAGAUCUACAGGAUGCAGCAGUACGAGGAGGUGAUGACGGUCUGCAACGAGAUCCAGGAGCUCAACCCGCUGGAUCUGGACGCAGAGGACGCGGAGGAUGAGGAGCAGGCGCGGGCUGCUUGCUGCGGCGGAGAGGAGGCGAGUCUGUGUGGGGCUGCGUGCCACAGAGGCGCGGCGCAGCCAGGGGCGCACACCCGGACAGCGAGCGCUCUGCACGGCUGCUGUCCGCUGGAGGAGGACAGCAAGGAUCCGGAGCCGUGCUACUACCGGAGCUGCUGCAUGGAGUCCUCUCCGGUGUCACAGUGUGAGCAGUUCUCCGCGAACAGCUCCGCGUACUGCAACAAAACCACCGUGCUGGACUUGGACACGCAUGUGGUGACCACGGUGGAGAACGGUUACCUCCACCAGGACUGCUGCUGCGACGCGCUCCAGUGCGGACAGAGCGCGCAGUCCCCGGCCAAGAAACGGAAGGUGGAGUUCGGUUGUUGUGUGUCCGACGUGGAGGAGAUUUCGGAUUUUACAGCCGCGCGCAAAAGAGCGAAACGCGAGGACUGCUCCUUCUCCCACCCGGACUACACAGACACUUCACACAUCUCCAACCUCAUCUCCAUCUUCGGAUCGGGGUUUACAGGGCUGCUGAGCAGGCAGGCGGACUUGGAACAGAUCUGUAGCAAGCAGGUCCUGGCCAGUCUGGGCGCGUGGACCAGGGCGAUUGUGGCGUUUUGAAUCUAACACUUUAUUUUAGGGGAGACCGGGUCCAGAGUAACAUGUCUUUUUUCCUCAAAACAAAGUGUCAGUUUUCUGCCGCCAGGUUCUCUAUGGGCACAUUUAUUUCACUUAAAGCAAUACUUGACACUUCUUCACAUCCCUCUUUAAUUUCAUGAAGAAAAACAUGCUAAAACUUUUUGCUGUGAGCGUUCCGACACAUUUUUUUGUCUUUAUCACAAAAAGUUUUCUGAAACCUUUUUUUGAAACGUUCUUUAAAAUGUUCUUUGAAGGUUACAAAAAACAACCCGGAACCCACAGCACUGCUAAAGCACAGCUCCACGUCCUUUAACUUGGAAAAAAGUGGCUCAAAAAUCAGUGUUUUUAGAAAAAAUAUGCAUUGUUGCUAACAUAGUAUCAAAUGUGUGAGGUUAAAACUUGGUAAGACAAGUUGUAUUUACUUGUUUUGUUUCUUUUGACUUCAUAAUUGAACAUUUUUAAUUUUUUAAACUCUUUAAAUGAAAUCUUAACAAUUCGCUUAAAUUGGUUUCAGCGAAUGUUACAUCUGACCUCUGGUGGCCAAAAGAGGAGAAAGAUGUCUCAAGCACACUUUGGUGUUUCAAAGUAAUGAUCAAUGACACGUGUGAGUUUUGUUGUCUCAGAUCACCUGGUGACAUCACUCCCAUCUCACUGCCUGAAAAAUGAAGCGUCACAUCUGACCCCAGUCUCCCCUACUAGGUUUUAAAUCAACUUUAUUUUUGCAGGAAAAGUAAAAAAAGAUAUUUAAAUGAGCGUUUUAAAGACAGUAGUUUGUCAGGGAGAGGAAAGACUUUGUGCCAUAUGAACACUCACAGUUCUCCUGAUGAAAUGGACUUCUGUUGCCUUAAAUCUGAUGCACAUUACUGCGAGCUAAAGUGAAAGUGACUGAAUGUGUCUCCUGUCCUGGGAAGAUCAGCUCUGGUUUGAAACGGACAUCUUUGCACAUUUUGAGCAGUUUGUUGUCAUGUGAAAACACACGUUAAAGACUCCCUCCUGAAACACUUUAAAAGGUACAUGAACUGAAGCAGCUCACAUCACUUAAAGAGUGCCAACACUUCACUUCUGUAACACUUUCCGGGCUCUUCUUUUCACCUGUGUGACAGUAAAACAGUUUCAAACCCUCCUCUCUAAAUCAUGGUUGCUCGAAGCCUUCACGGUGAUUCAUGAAUCCGACACGUCUGGGUUUUGUGAGGUUUUGUUUUUGAUUUGUUUUGUAAAAGAAUGAUUUGAGUCCUUUUGUUUUAAAAAGGCAAACUCCUGAUUUUAGCCAUAACCCCCGAGAGUCCACUCAUUAGCUUUAUGAGCACUGUGUACCAAAAUAAAGAGAGUAUUCAGCCAUUCUCAACAUUAUUUUGUUGUUAUUCUUGUAUUUUUGUGCUUACUAAAUUGUAUAUCACCGGGUAAAACUGUUCCAGAAAAUAUUUGUUAAAAAUUUAUAAUCUUAAUAAAAAAUGGAAAUCUUUA
Notolabrus celidotus (New Zealand spotty) is the source of this 2522-nucleotide messenger RNA. RefSeq names its product immediate early response 5-like (gene ier5l). Lineage: Eukaryota; Metazoa; Chordata; Actinopteri; Labriformes; Labridae. The record is from RefSeq and is a predicted model, not a curated record. The coding region runs from base 144 to 1040 and encodes 298 amino acids. The transcript has a single exon.